GAUGCGUCCGACAUGCGCCGCCUGGGAAAGCAACAACAGUUCGACCGAAACUUCAGCUAUCUCUCUACUCUAGGCUUUGUCUCUAUCUAUAUGUCAACCUGGGAAUAUGUGUUGAUAUCGUUAUCAACUGGCUUCACGAACGGCGGAUACGCAGGUUUAUUCUGGGUCUUCAUCGGAACGAUUGGCUGCUACUCUUCAAUUGUUGCAAGUUUAGCUGAAAUGGCUUCGAUGGCUCCCACUACAGGCGGGCAAUACCACUGGACAUCAGAAUUUGCUCCGAAAGGAUACCAGAAAAUACUGAGCUAUGCAAGCGGUUGGAUGAGCACACUGGGCUUGAUCGCCAGUGUCAGUUCGGGCAUGUUUGUUAUGGCAACCCUGCUUCAGGCGACCAUACAAGUUAUCAACCCAACAUUUGCCUUCACUAGCUGGAGCUCGACGCUCAUUAUGCUACUCUUCCUGGCGGUCUCAGCUCUGGUCAACACGAUGAGUGCGAAGUUCUUGCCACCCAUUCAAACUUUCAGCCUCUUCGCUCACAUGUUCGGGUUCAUCAUUGUUUUUGUUACAGUAUGGGUGAGAUGCCCCCGAAAUCCAGCCGCAGACGUCUUCCUGCAUGUUAUAAAUGGGAGUGGUUGGAAGGACGUCGGAAUUGCUUGUUUGAUCAGCCAGAUCACAGUUCUGUUUUGCAAUCUAGGAUCCGAUUCAAUAGUCCACAUCUCAGAAGAGGUCGAAGAAGCAUCACUUGUUGUUCCGCGUUGUAUUUGGUGGUCAUAUCUAGUCAAUGUCGUCGUCGGGGUCCUCAUGCUUGUCGCUAUGCUCUUCAACAUCGGGCCUCUGCACCGAGUCCUCAACGCCGACGCCCCAUAUCUCAUCCUUUUCAAUAACACCGGAUCUACUGCGAUGGCCCUGUUUCUCACGGUAUAUCUCUUUGUGCUGAUUGUUUCGGGGAACGUUACUGGACUUGCCGCAACCUCUCGAGUACUAUGGGCAUUCUCACGCGAUCGUGGCCUCCCUUUCUCCCAGUGGAUUUCGCGUCUUGAACACAGCCACCAGGUUCCCAACAGACCAAUAUAUCUCACUGCUACCUUGAGUGGUGUCCUAUGCUUCAUCAACAUGGGCUCAACGUUUGCGUUCCAGAUCAUCAUCUCACUAACAAUGCUGGGUUUCCUCAGCACAAACAUGCUCGCCGUCGGCUGCCUGUUACUCAAACGCUCUAAGGGCGAACCUCUGCCACCCGCACGCUGGAGCCUGGGCCGUUACGGGUUUGCAAUCAACGCCUUCGCUUUCCUGUAUUCUGGAUUUGCAAUCAUAUUCGCAUGUCUACCUGCUACUCUACCAGUCAGUCCACGAACAGCUAAUUGGGCUCCGCUAGUAUGGGUCUUCAUUAUGGCCUUCGCUACAAUCUUAUACGUUGUUCAUGGAAAAUCAAGCUACAAACCUCCAGUUGAACUUGUCGAGAUCAGGGUACCAUCCGCUGUGGAAUAGUAAGGUGAAUAAUGCGCUACCAAGAAUAGGUAUCAACGGGUUAAAACCUAUGUUAAUAGAAG
Messenger RNA from Aaosphaeria arxii CBS 175.79, 1544 nucleotides. RefSeq names its product amino acid transporter. The transcript has 4 exons. Gene Ontology annotation, cellular component: membrane. Gene Ontology annotation, biological process: transmembrane transport. The coding region runs from base 13 to 1482 and encodes 489 amino acids. Lineage: Eukaryota; Fungi; Ascomycota; Dothideomycetes; Pleosporales. Gene Ontology annotation, molecular function: transmembrane transporter activity. The record is from RefSeq and is a predicted model, not a curated record.